This is a messenger RNA of Rhineura floridana, 1327 nucleotides long. RefSeq names its product TSSK6 activating cochaperone (gene TSACC). Lineage: Eukaryota; Metazoa; Chordata; Lepidosauria; Squamata; Rhineuridae. The transcript has 6 exons. Gene Ontology annotation, molecular function: protein-folding chaperone binding. The coding region runs from base 387 to 1028 and encodes 213 amino acids. The record is from RefSeq and is a predicted model, not a curated record. Gene Ontology annotation, cellular component: cytoplasm.
AGAAAGAGGAGGGGGAGAGAAAGCGCCGUUUCACCGCGCCCGGACAGCCUAACCCGCCUGCUAAGGCCGCUCCGCCAAUCAGUGCCGGCGCCGCCGCAGUAGCGGCCAAUGAGGAAGCGGACUCCUCCACGAUGGCCCCGCCCUCCGCACUUCCAACAAGAUGAGUUGACAGGACAACGAGCUACUCAUUCUUCCCUCCCCACCCCUGCGCGUGCGGCGCUUCUCUCUCUCUCUCCCAACAAAUGGGGACAGCAAUGCGGCUGCGCGUCCCCACUGGGUGCGCCUGCGCAUAACGGAACCAGCCAGGCGCGGUGAAGCAAUGGCGCCUGCGCAAAGGCGUUGAGGGCGAGGACUGCGCAUGCGCACAGACUCCGGUCAGCGGUUGGAUGGAUGCAGCCUUCCCAUCGGCGCUCGCUGCAGCACUUGCCGCACUCCGCUCCCGACCAGUCACACCCCAAAGCAGCAUGAAACCAGAAAGACACCGGAAGACCUUCUUGACCCUAAAUAAGAAACAUAAGCCUCUCCCUCCGGUCCAUAUGAAAGGUACAAGUUCCAGUCCUGUUCGGAUGGAGCCAGAGGUCAACCCCCAGGAUGAGAAGCAGCAUCGCAAAAAUACACCAAGAAGAUCCUCGCAUGUCCCACGGGAAGACUUUGAAGGCCCUCCGCCUCCUUCUUUUAAGCCUCUAUGUCCUGCCAAGCCCUCGCCCAGUUUUCUGGAACUCCCGUCCACUCAGUGGAGGCCCAGCCCAGGCCUGCCGUAUACCCAGACUGCUCGGAUAGGGAAAGUAAAACGACAUUUCUCUCCUGAACAUCAGCCCCAGGAAUGCUUUGGCCUGCUCGAGUGCAUGCACAACAACAUCCAGACCCAAACGCAGAUUGCACAGGCGCAGCUGUCCCUCCUUGAAGGCAUGCAAGAGUCCAUGAACAUCCUCCUUUCCAGGCAGGAGAAGCAAAACCAGGAGCUGAUGGGACUGUCGGAUCAACGCACCCCGAAGGGCUCCGCCUCCUCUCCCCGCCCCACCAGCUAGCAGCAUGUGCACCUGCCCUUCUGUCCAACUCAGCGCCUUCGCAGACUACCUAGAGCAGAGGUAGCCAGCCUGGUGCCCUCCAGAUGUUUUGGACUACAAUUCCCAUCACAUUGGCUGUGGCUGAUGGGAGCUGUAGUCCAUAAUAUCUGGAGGGCAACAGAGCAACCACAUACCUCCUAUCGCUUACUGUGACAGUAUACAGUAUAUUAGUAGUGGUUGUAGAAUUUGAUUUUUUCUGUGCUAGCUGGCAGUAUUAUGCAGUGUGGGAAGAAGCGAUUCAAAAUAAACAUGAUUCUGUA